Meleagris gallopavo (turkey) is the source of this 2372-nucleotide messenger RNA. The record is from RefSeq and is a predicted model, not a curated record. NCBI's taxonomy places the organism in Eukaryota, Metazoa, Chordata, Aves, Galliformes, Phasianidae.
AUGGAACAUAUUCCUGGAAUUUUUGUAGUAGAUAAAGUUCUCUCCAAAACUCAGCAGAAACUGUCAGCUACGAACAGAGUGAAUGAUGCUUUAAACCCCUUGUGUCUUCCCAGGUGGUAUCAUUAUAACCUUACUCGACAUGCAGCAGAAGCCCUGCUUCUUUCCAAUGGGAAGGAUGGAAGCUAUCUCUUGAGGAAGAGUAACGAAAGAGAAGAUUUGUAUUCCCUCUCUGUAAGGGGAAAGGAUUCUGUGAAACAUUUUCACGUUGAGUAUACAGGAACCUCACUCAAAUUUGGAUUUAAUGAAUUUUCCAGCUUGAAGGAAUUAGUCAUGCAUUUUGCAAAUCAACCUUUAAUUGGAAGUGAAACAGGAACCUUAAUUGUAUUGAAGCAUCCCUAUCCACAUGAAGUGGAGGAGCCAUCUAUUUAUGAGUCUGUCCGAGUUCACACAGCAAUGCAGACAGGAAGGACAGAAAAUGAUCUUGUUCCAAAUGCUCCCUCACUUGGUACUAAAGAAGGAUAUUUGAUAAAACAAGGCAAAAUCGUCAAGAACUGGAAGACAAGGUGGUUUACACUGCAUAGGAAUGAACUUAAGUAUUUCAAAGACCAGACAGCCACAGAACCAAUUCGGGCACUUGACUUAACUGAAUGCUCAGCAGUGCAGUUUGACUAUUCUCAAGAAAGAGUCAACUGUUUCUGCUUAGUGUUCCCACUAAGAACAUACUACCUGUGUGCAAAAACUGGAAUAGAAGCAGAUGAGUGGAUUAAAAUACUGCGAUGGAAACUGUCACAAAUACGGAAACAAGUGGAGCAGCGCAGUGCCUCCAGUUCCCAGUUGCACCCCUAAUCCUUCUACUCCAUGGACAGGAAUUGCCUCUCAACCACAGGGAAGGCAUCUGACCACAGGAAGACAGUUCCACGUCUCCAUUACUUGCCCACACGCAGAGAUUUGCAUCCAGCUCUGCAUACAGAGGAUCUGUACAGCUGACUGACUGCUUUCAGGCUGCUGAGUCGUGUGUGGAGACCAUUGCAAAAUCACAGCGUCAGUUUGAUGUGUGUGGUUUAUGUCUUCAAGGCUCAGUCAUUCAGGCACCCAUUAACUAAUCACAGAAGUAGUCACUUCAAAACUUCUGUGGUUAUCCAGAGCCAUCUUGAGAACUUACUGCACGCUCCAUCACAGCUACCGUUAGCAGCACAGACUGUAACACUCAGCCUGUUAUUUAAAAUGAGGCCUUUCUGGAAACAUUAAAUAUUACUUUUGUGUGGCCUGUUGGGAUCUAAGCCAAAAGAAGAAUGACAGAGCCAAUUACAUUUUUGUAAAUAGUAUCUACAUUAACACCUGCAGAAUUAAACCUAGUAUUUCAAGACUCUUUUGAAGGUGAUGAAUGAGUAAUAGUUCUGGUCAAGCAUAUUUUUGUCCAUUUUAGAUUUAUACCACUGUUAUGGCUUUGAAUGAACAUUUAUUUUAAAUGGCAUGUACAGGAUAUGGUAAGCAGUGACAGAAAUGCACGCUUGUUUACAAACCCAGGCUAUGAAAAACAGGCAGCUAAUUCUAAGCACGUGUGUGUGCUGCUACAGGACCCUGAGGAUGGAUGACAGAGCUCUGCAGAAGGCUUUGCUGGUGGCAGCCACCAACAUUUUAGCAGCACUGAGUUGGACCCCAUAUGCACCCCUUUGAAAAUGAGCUGGAUUUUGUAUUUUUUUUUCCUAUCAAGCAGAUAACUUGGUUUAUAAAACAAGAAGUUUUAUCCACAACUGCAUUCAAGAAUGAAGCACUGAACAAGAAGAGCAACAGGAAAGCACAAUAUACACUAAAAACAUACACAUAUGCGUUUGUGUGUUUGAAAGAGUAUAUCUUCUACAUAAUGGAUGAACAUUUCCAUAUGCAUUUUGGAAGACUCAAGCACACCUAAGUGUUGUGGCUCACCAGAGUUCAGAAGCAGAAGCCUUGUGUUUUGGUGCUAUAAUGAAAAAAAAGAGGUGUUAUGUUUUGAAAGCAAGUUUUAACACUGGAGGGUCUCAAGGCCAGCCCGGUCUGAUCUCCCAUCUGACCUGCUCCUCUGGGAGAGGUGGGGUGAGCAGGGAGAUCCCUCUCUCUGUAAUGGUCACAUUUUUGAUGAACUGCUGCAUGCAUGCAAACCUUUUCCCUGGACAAUGUGCAGCAGCAGCUCAGUGUUCAGUAGAUGCCUUUACUGUGAGAAAGAUGAAGAGAAAAAGGGGAAGAAACAUACUAGAAGAACAUACUAGAAGGAAAAUCCAGCUUUGGACAGGAAUAGCAUUUUAUUUCAACUUACACAUUCAAAACAUUUGUAAAUAUUUUUAUACACUGUUUUCUGAAUAAAAAGUCAUUAUAAAACUACCAAAGCUCUUCUG